Fusarium poae is the source of this 1278-nucleotide messenger RNA. RefSeq lists its product as uncharacterized. The record is from RefSeq and is a predicted model, not a curated record. The coding region runs from base 1 to 1278 and encodes 425 amino acids. The transcript has a single exon. NCBI's taxonomy places the organism in Eukaryota, Fungi, Ascomycota, Sordariomycetes, Hypocreales, Nectriaceae.
AUGGUUUCUGCAUGGCUUGUUUUUUGGAUUGCGGCGACCCUCUCGCUUCGUUCAGUUGUCGCUGGACCAUGCAAACCUCGUCCCAUCUCACGAACCAGCUCGACUGUCGAGAUAUCUGCAGGUCUCACGUCUACGUCCACUUUGUCCUUCACUUCUGGACUUUCUUUGACUGAAACCGGGUCCAUUUCGGUUCCUUUUCAAACUUCUACUGCACGAAGCUCCACUGGAGUCUCGGAUAGCGAAAGCUUGACAGUUGAGACAUCUGUUACUGGAUCCAUCUACUCUUCCGAUUUUUCAAUCUCUACUGCACUCACUACCUCAACCGCCCUCGAUUCUUCGGUCUCAUCCACGGUAUCCUAUUCCGCUAGCGAGAUCAGCGAAACUGUGACUGUGACUGAGACUCAGUCUUGGGUUACCCUCAGCUCGCAGACUGGCGUUUUAUUAUCCACGGAGUCUAUUCAGACUGACACCGCAAGUUCUGAGACAGGUACUGUGACCUCGACCACUACUGUCGAUGAGAUACCGACCACCACUGUGGCCGAGUCUGCCUUGGAAACCACUACAAUCACCACCACCGCUCUCUACCAGACGUCAGAAUCAACCACCGAUGUUGAAUUACCUUCCGACACCACGUCAGUUGAGUCUGUUCUGGAUACCACAGUCAUUACUGCCACUGCCACGUACCAGACGUCGGAUACAACUACCACUACCGAAAUAUCUUCUGAAGCCACACCAGUCGAGUCAACUUUGGGUACCACCACCACAACUGUCGACCGGAUGUUGGACUCAACGAGCACGACUCCUGGAUAUUCAGACACUACUCUAGUAGAAUCUACUUCGGGGACUAUCACUACCACUGAGCUCACUACAACCAUCGUCACUACGUCUGAGACUACUGAACACACUAUCGCUACCACUGCUGAGUCUGUUGCAGAUGUAACUACUACUAGCACCACAACUGAGUCUGUUGUGGAUACAGCUACUAGCACAGCUGAAGUUAUCGUAGACACGACCACCACCACGACAGCCGCGUCUACUACAGCCACUACUACCAAUAUAGACACUACUAUUACGGCAGAGUCUGCCACCUCAACUGAAGUCUCGAUCGACAGUUUAUCAACUCUUGCCGAUGCUACUACCACAACUGCCGAACUUACAACAGAAACAACUACGGGUACUACUACAAUGUUUACGACCACAACUGCUGAGACUACCACAACCGAGGCCAUGACCACUACUAGCGAGGAGUGCAAGAUUUACCCGUACAUGCUUGUUUAG